Messenger RNA from Danaus chrysippus (African queen), 540 nucleotides. The record is from the annotation of a GenBank genome assembly. Lineage: Eukaryota; Metazoa; Arthropoda; Insecta; Lepidoptera; Nymphalidae.
AUGCGCUGGCAGUGCCUGGCAGCCUUGUCACACAGAAAGGAGUCAGCGGCACCUUUGACAGGAGAAAGAUCGGGCAUAAUCUUCGGCCACGUUUUAUCAUAUCCUCUUGCUGUAGUAUUAAGACUUCGUGUUUUACAGAUUGUAUGUGGGAUUUCCACAAUGGUAAUGGGGAGCGUCGCCUUUAUAGAGGAAAGACAAAAAUUUAACAUGGGCCUUGGAAUACCAGCCGGCAGCUUUAGUGUUAUAGCAGCUGCUGUUUCCAUACACACCUCUCGUGGGUGGGGUGUCACAAGUGGUACAGGUGCGGGGGCGGCUGCUGCGGUAUUAUGGGCAGCAACGGGAUGCCUUUUAGUUGCGUUGGUGGUACAAUGCUUUAGAACUAUACUAGAUCCUCCAGGAUUCAACAACGGACAAGAUCAAGAUGAAGACUCAAGACCAUCAUCACGAGAUCUCGUUGUGAUCGCAUGCGUGCAAAUAGCGCUCGCUGCUGCCACUCUAUUGAGUGCUCUUGUGUGCGCAAGAAUUGAUUUCAGCGCAUGA